AUGGUGUAUUCUGAAAGAUUUACUUUAGAGCAAGCCAAACAAUUGAUAAUUGAUAAUUCUAGUGACGAAGAGAGUAUUAGUGAGCAUGAAGAGAUUACUGAUUAUUCGGAUGUAGAAUUUACUGACGAAAAAGGAAAUGAACCUUUUCUCGUUGAAGACAGCGCCGACGAUGAUGAUGAAAUAAAAUAUACACUUCAGAGUUCAAAUGUACAAAAUGACAGCUCUAAUUCAGAUCUAGGCUCUUCCGAUGAAAGCAAUGAUAAUGAAAAAAGCAAAACAUUUGUAUCUAAAUGUGGAAACAUAGUCUGGCAAAAUGAACCAGUUUACAACAAAUGUGGAAGGCGUGGUAUGAUGAAUAGUAUGAUUAACUUUGGCCACAAGGAUGACUUGGUAGAGACAAAGAUUCCUGCUAUACUCAGCAAAUCCGGCAGAUGUCAUGCUUGUCCUAGAAUAAAGGAUAAGAAAACAGCACUAAAAUGUUCAAAGUGCAACAAACCAACAUGUAGAGAUCAUGUUUUUAUGAUAUGUAGGAAUUGUUCUACAAAUUGA
Messenger RNA from Helobdella robusta, 549 nucleotides. RefSeq lists its product as hypothetical. NCBI's taxonomy places the organism in Eukaryota, Metazoa, Annelida, Clitellata, Rhynchobdellida, Glossiphoniidae. The transcript has 3 exons. Bases 1 to 549 code for a protein of 182 amino acids. The record is from RefSeq and is a predicted model, not a curated record.